CGCUCGAAGUAGCAAGUCGUGAAAUUAUUGGAGGUACUCUGUCUUCACAAAAACUUUUGUUUUGCGCUAUAUCUCCAUAUUUCUGAAAGUAGCGUUAUUUCUUGGCAUACCCUUCAUACCAAAGGUCAACCGCCUUUUGUUGAUUGACUUUGUCUGAUGGAGGAACCCAAGGUAACUGUGAGUGGUGAAAGUGAUGAACCCCCACCCCCACCGCCUCCAUAUUCACCAGCUCCACUUCCACCAAACUGGAGAUAUGCAAAAGACGCCACAGGGAUGGUAUAUUACUACAACCGUAUCACAAAAGAAACCCAAUGGACUCCUCCGCUGUCUGAUGGCGUAACUCGGGAUGCAACCAACCUUGGAGCCAUCCUGAAACCUACCCAGGUUUCCCCUAGCUCCGAGGUAAGAAAAGACGGCACUGUCUCGUGUAAAGCAGUGGCAGCAGUUGGCAAGACUCCAACAAAUGAACAUCUGUCUGCUCCUGAUGAAGAGACAGUGACCUCCUGUGACAUCUUUAAGAAAGUGGCUGAAGAAGCCCUGCACAGUUCGUCGUCAAAUAAUAUCAAGUUCAUGGUUGUGAAAUAUUUGGAGCCCACGGAUUCAACUGCUUCUACAGCUAUUGAGACUGCUAAAUCUGGCCGGUUAAGACCAAGGUGUGCUCAGUUGAAGUCGAUGAAAGCUUCAUCAUUACCAAGGUCAGCUAAUUUCAAAUCAACUUCUGCUCGACGGAAAACAACAUCUGCAAAAUCGGCUAAAUUGAAAUCAACGUCUGCCAAAGCAAAGCCUAAGUCUCCUCGAUCGAAGCCGUUGUCUGCUCAAGAAGUAUCUAUGUCUGCAUUGGGAUUAGUGGCGUCCAGUUCAGUUUUCUCAGCACUUGAGGUGCCGAGCAGUGAUGAUGGUGUGGCCACAGAUGACACAUCACCAACACAUGAGGUAACACCUGGUGGGGCAGAAAUGCCUAAAUCACAAGAAGAUGGCAACACCAAGAAAAAGCUUGCCCCAAAGAAGAUGCAGUGUAAUCAAUGCAAUGAGUUGUUUGGAAACUGGAAAGCUUUGCUGGCUCAUAAAUGUCAUUUAAAGGAGGCUGCAUUUAAGUGUUCGCUUUGUAGGAAACAGUUUGGUACUCAGGGUGGAUUGAAGAUGCAUACAACGCUUAAACACAACCCUGAACAAACAAGUCGCAAACAAAAACCCACCAAAAAACAGAAGUUGCUGCACUCAUGUUCUUUUUGUGGAAAAAAGUUUGCCAAAAGUGUUCCUUGUAAAGAACACGAGCGAGUCCAUUCGGGAGAAAAGCCGUACAAGUGUGAAGACUGUGAUAAAACGUUUAGACUGAAGAAACAGUUGAAAACACACAAACGUGUUCAUACUGGAGAAAAACCAUAUCAGUGUAAGCUUUGUGAGAAAAGAUUUGCCCUAAAAAAUUCUUGUACGAAACAUGAGCAGAGUCACAGUGAAGAAAGGGCAUUUAAAUGCAAACUUUGUGGGAAAAGAUUUCAGCGGGAGGGUCUUUUGGCAUCUCAUAUGCAUGUCCAUACUAGUGAUAAACAAUAUGUGUGUACGAUAUGUGGAAAAGGUUUUGCUAAGAAAUCGACUUGUCAGGUGCAUGAAGCACGUCACACUGCGGAGAAGAGAUUUGAAUGCACGCACUCAGAAUGUGGGAAAAAGUUCCAUCACAAGGGACACUUUAACGCACAUCUUCGAACCCACACUGAUGAAAGACCUUACAUCUGCUCCAUUUGUGGCUGGGCAGCCAAGGAACUCUCCGCAAGUAAAAAACACGAACUGAUCCACACAAGAAAACAUAAAGAAUUCAAAUGUCAGGAAUGUGGCAAAGUUUUCCAAAAUAUUGGGCGUUUGAAAACUCAUUCUCAGUGUCAUAACACUGAGAGGCCAUAUUUGUGUUGUAUUUGUGGAAAAAGCUUCCUUGAUCGGAAAACCUGUCAGAAUCAUGAACGUGUCCACACUGUGGUAAAAAAAUUGACUUGUUCAUUCUGUCUAAAGCAGUUCUACCGCAAGAGCCACUUGGAUGCUCAUGAACGCACUCAUACCGGGGAAAGACCGUUCUCGUGUUCGAUUUGUUCAAAAACAUUCAAAGAGAAGUCGGCGGUCAAGCUCCAUGAACAGACUCACACCCAACAGAAAGAUUUCAAAUGUCCGCAGUGUGAGAAGAGAUUUCGCCAGCGCAGCACCUUGACAACUCAUCUCCGUCUUCAUACUGGUGAAAAACCAUUUGUGUGUUCUGUUUGUGGGAAAUCAUUUACUGCGUAUUCGACUUGGCAAUCUCAUGAACGGGCGCACGCAAACAUUAGACCUUACAAGUGUCUUCAUUGUGAGAAGACGUUCGUCAGAAAAUCGGCCAUGGCCAUCCAUUUCCGUGUCCACUCAGGAGAGAGACCAUACCAAUGCUUACACUGCGGCAAACAGUACACCACCAAGAGUAAGCUGAGCCAACACGAGCGGAUUCACACAGGAGAGAAACCAUAUGAGUGUAGUCAUUGUGGGGAAGAGUUUCAACGAAGGGAUGCACUUACAAAACAUGAGCUCGUGCAUAGCGGGGAUAAACAGUCUUCUCCUUUGUCUUCUUCUUCCUCUUCUCCUUCUUCUUCUUCUGAGGAUGAACCAAAGCGUUCACCUAGGAGUAUUACGCUCCAUAAAUGCUCUCACUGUAAUUUAGCUUUUCACCAAAAGGAGGUGCUGAAGGACCAUAAAUGUCUCCAUGCAGGACAGCAAGCAUUCUUCAGCCAGGAGGCUCUGCAGAUAGCUGUGGACUCGCUGGAAACGAUUAGGAUCAAUGACCUAGAUGUGGUACAGUAUGAACAAUGUAAUAUGGAGCUUGAGACUCUUGAAGAUCAAAUCCAGAUGACGAGUGUUGGAGAGUUUAAUGACCUGCCCCCGCCGCCCCCUCCUGGCUGGCCACAACCCAAGAAGACACUGCGCUUGAACUGGAAAUACGCGAGGAACCCCUCAGGGAUGAUCUAUUAUUACAACUCUAUCACCAAGGAAACUCAGUGGGACCCGCCAGCAUCAGAUGAUGUGAGCAGGGAUGCUGGUGCCGAGAAGAGUGAAGCGGAUACGCGUACAGCUGGAUGGGUCCGAGAAACACAAGUAGACAGACUGAAGACAAACAUUGAUAGCAUAGCUUUUCCUGUCACCACGGAAACAGAGACGAGCGCUUUAGCUGCUGAUGCUGUCAGUGUCUCAGCCACUGUCAUCAAGUCUGAGGACGCCUCUCUGCCUGGCGAUGUGUCUCUGCUCGGAGAUGCCUUGGCGUCCGUUGCACCAAACACUUACGUUGUGCAGCCCAAGCGAUCAGCCACAUCCAUGCAUGCAUCACUGGUGUUGGCAAAGAAAGAUGGAACGACAAAGGCCGCCAUUUUGAUUGUGCCGAAGCGUGUUGUUGAGCCGACAAAGACAUUGUCUGUGUGUGCUGGACUACAGGGAUGUGGAAAGAUGGGUGGUUUGGAUGCAUGGCCUGCUCUAAAGCUGACGAGAACUGUUGUAAAACAGGGUGAGACUUUCGAGUUCAAACCAGUGAAGCCACUGACAUCUCAAGUCAAGGAAAGUUCGGUGACGGACAACUUGGUUGGUAAAAAAGGACGUCCAAGGAACAGCCCUCGUAAAGGCCAUAGAGUAAAAUCAUUAAAACUCGAAGGGCCUGUGGUGGCCGAUGAAAGUACACAGCCUCAGGGUGGGGAGGAAGCCCCUGAGAACCGAGCUCGGAAAAGCCACAAAUCUACCCAUAAGGAAAGACAAUUCAAGUGCGGAUUUUGUACGAAAUCAUUUGCGAGUGAGACAACACUCAUUGGGCAUCAGAUCAUCCAUGAAAAGAAACAGUUCAAAUGCUUGGUUUGUCAGAUGGCGUUCACGCAGAAGUCGAGUUUGACUCGCCAUGUUGUUAUUCACAGCGGAGAGAAACGUUUUCAGUGUUCUACUUGUGGGAAGGUGUUCAGGUUGAAGGAGACCUUGCAAGGCCACGAGCGAAUUCAUACCGGCAAUCUAUCCUGUUUAUAUUGUGAGAAACAUUUCCUGACUAAACGGCAUUUGAAUAAACAUCUUCGCACUCAUAAGGAACAUAAGCCUUAUAAAUGUACAAAAUGCAAUAAAGUGUUUCGACAAAGUACACAUUUAAGGCGGCAUGCUCUUUUCCACACUGACGAAAGACCAUUUCAGUGCAGUCAGUGUGAUAAACGAUUUAAAGAUAAGAGAGGAUUGGAGGUCCAUCUAAAAUUCCACGCAGGACUGAAACCCUACAAAUGUUCUCACUGUCCUAAAUCGUAUAUGAGCCUGUCCUACUUAGAAGUGCAUUUCCGCAUCCACACAGGAGAAAGACCAUUUAAGUGCACCUGGUGUGACAUGUCUUUCAGAACAGAACCGGUCUUAACGAGACAUGUUCGAAAUAUUCAUACUGGUGAGAAACCCUUUAUAUGCUCCUUUUGUGGGCUGGGCUUCAAGCAGUCCUACAAUUGCCAGGUUCAUGAACGUACUCACACAGGAGAGGAACCUUUCAAAUGUUCUCAAUGCCUGAAGUCACUUCGGUCAAAAGCUCGUUUAGAUGCCCAUGUUUGUACCCAAACUCUUUGAGAAUAGACAUACGAGUUAGCUCUAUAAUUUGCUUGAAAGAAAGAAUUCAUUGUGUCGCUGAGAGGGCCACUGCAACAACGACGUCGCCCAAUCCCAUCAGAUGUGUACAACAAAAUCAACCACCUUCUGAUGUUACACGCUGUAAUUGGUACAGGGGUUUUGUUAUUUUUCUUGUAUAUUCCUUCAGAAUUGUGAGGCAGAAAGUUGAUUACCUUUGAAUAGACUUGU
Molecule: messenger RNA, 4812 nt
Organism: Lineus longissimus
Lineage: Eukaryota; Metazoa; Nemertea; Pilidiophora; Heteronemertea; Lineidae
Product: zinc finger protein 62 homolog
Exons: 5
Coding region: 157-4584 (1475 amino acids)
Biological process (GO): regulation of transcription by RNA polymerase II
Molecular function (GO): RNA polymerase II cis-regulatory region sequence-specific DNA binding; protein binding; DNA-binding transcription factor activity
Source: RefSeq, a predicted model, not a curated record